Molecule: messenger RNA, 5076 nt
Organism: Dromaius novaehollandiae (emu)
Lineage: Eukaryota; Metazoa; Chordata; Aves; Casuariiformes; Dromaiidae
Gene: MAF
Product: MAF bZIP transcription factor
Exons: 3
Coding region: 1-1143 (380 amino acids)
Biological process (GO): regulation of transcription by RNA polymerase II
Cellular component (GO): nucleus
Molecular function (GO): RNA polymerase II cis-regulatory region sequence-specific DNA binding; DNA-binding transcription factor activity, RNA polymerase II-specific
Source: RefSeq, a predicted model, not a curated record
AUGGCAUCAGAACUGGCAAUGAGCAACUCCGACCUGCCCACCAGUCCCCUGGCCAUGGAAUAUGUUAAUGACUUCGAUCUGAUGAAGUUUGAAGUGAAAAAGGAGCCGGUGGAGACCGAUCGCAUUAUCAGCCAGUGCGGCCGCUUGAUCGCCGGGGGCUCGCUCUCCUCCACGCCGAUGAGCACGCCCUGCAGCUCGGUGCCCCCGUCCCCCAGCUUCUCGGCGCCCAGCCCCGGCUCCGGCACCGACCAGAAGACCCACCUGGAAGACUACUACUGGAUGACGGGCUACCCGCAGCAGCUCAACCCCGAGGCGCUGGGCUUCAGCCCCGAGGACGCCGUGGAGGCGCUCAUCAACAGCAGCCACCACCCGCUGCCCGGCGCCUUCGAUGGCUAUGCUAGAGGGCAGCAGCUGGCCGCCGCCGCCGGCGCCGGCGGCUCGGUGCCCGGCGAGGAGAUGGGCUCGGCGGCCGCCGUGGUGUCGGCGGUGAUCGCCGCGGCGGCGGCGCAGGGCGGCGCGGGGCCGCACUACCACCACCACCACCACCACCACCCGCACCACGGGCCCGGCGGCGGCGCCGGGCACCCGCACGCCGCGGCGCCGGGCGGCGCGCCGCCCUCCUCCGCCUCCUCGGCCGCCGGCCCGGGCGGCGGCGGCGGCGGCGGCGGCGGCGGCGCCGGGGGGCUGCACCACCCGCACCACGGCCCGGGCGGCGGCGGCGGCGGCGGCGGCGGCGGCGGCGGCGCCGGGGGGCUGCACUUCGACGACCGCUUCUCGGACGAGCAGCUGGUGACCAUGUCGGUGCGGGAGCUGAACCGGCAGCUGCGGGGCGUCAGCAAGGAGGAGGUGAUCCGCCUCAAGCAGAAGAGGAGGACCCUCAAAAACAGGGGCUAUGCCCAGUCCUGCCGCUUCAAGAGGGUCCAGCAGCGGCACGUCCUCGAGUCGGAGAAGAACCAGCUGCUGCAGCAAGUGGAGCACCUAAAGCAGGAGAUCUCCAGGCUGGUCCGGGAGAGGGACGCCUACAAGGAAAAGUACGAGAAGCUGGUCAGCAAUGGCUUCAGAGAAAACGGAUCCAGCAGCGACAACCCUUCCUCUCCAGAGUUUUUCAUGUACCCGAGAGAAUCUUCUACAACGGUGAUGUGAAAAUCCCUGUCACCUGAGGUCAAAAAAAAAAAAGUCUUCCAGAAGAUCUGGAGUGGUGACACCUGGACCCAGAGGAGAUCACACUGCUUAUAAAUCUGUACCAUGAGGAGACCAAAAGUUUCUUCAGCAGCAAGAGAAAACCCAGGACUGCUGGCAGGUAUGAGGACCAGAGAGCAAUGCCACAUACAUCAAGAAGAUGAAGGCACCAUUCUUGAAGACAGAGACUUUGGGGCAGCGUGACAGUCCUGUGUGGAAAGCUUGAAGAGAUACGCAGGUGGGAACACACCACCAAGCCAGCCACUUGCUUGGUUUAGUCCAUGGACCUCUGGGGUCUGCACACCAGAGGCUGAAAACUUUUGACUGACCCUAAAUUUCCUCUCUGACUGUGGACUUUUGAUGUGAUAUUGAACUUUUGGUGCCGUUCCUAUAUCUGCUUUGCCAUAACUUUUUCAACCUGCUAAUUAUCCCAGGACUACUUUCAGUUAAAAUUGCUCAGACUUAAUUAUAUGAGACUUAAUUCCAGUUGCUUGGUCAGCUUUAAAACCACAUAUUCAAGUGUGAACCACAAGCACAGCAUUUUGGGAGCCUCUUUGUCCUCUCACUUCAUGUUGGUGUAAGCAAAGAAGCUGUGCCUGUGAUUCUCCACUUUAUUACACUUGUUCCAAGUCCACCUCACUUCUGGAGAGACUGGUCCCGGACUCUGAUCAGUUUAAGGGGGCGCAAACUACCCCUUAUAUUAUGGCUUAUGUUUUUGCAACAGUGUAAAUAAUAGAUGUUUGUCUUCUGCAUACACAUUUUUUUGUAAAUAAAAUUUAUUGAGGCCAUAGAUGGAGCUACACUGAUUUUACACCAGAUAAUGUUUGUACUGACAUUUUAUGUAGAAGUGUAGAUUUGAAUGUUUCUUGCAAUGUUUAAUUGCAACAAAAAAGAAUGGGAAGGGAGAACCAAAGGAGGGGCAUGGGGAAAGGAGAAGAGAGAAGGUAAAAGGACACAGAAGGGAAAUGGUGGAGCUGAAGGAUAAUACUGGUUAUCAGAGCAUUAUCUGAGAAUUCCUGUGAUUAGAGUUUAUUAUCUCUCUGACCUCUCCAUUUUGUUAUAAUCUGCUACUCAGGUGAUCAAUAAUAAAUGGCCUCCGAAUUUCAUCACAUUUGCUCACUUUCACUAGAAGCUUUUGGAUCCAUUUGUUUCCCUCUGAAAGAUCUUGUUUGUGUUAAGGCAUGAAGACUUUCUGUUUCUGCCAGGGCUGGCUGCUUCUUUUGGUACAUCAGUGUUGCUAUUUAGCUAGCAAGAGUCCCAUAGGGAUUCAUGGAGUAACAAUUCUAUCCAUCACAUUGGGAUGAUCAAGGAUGCAUUGCAGCUGAUGUGCAAACACAGGUGUGUAUCUUGAGUAGAGUUCCCAGCUCCACCUGAGCAGAUGAAAAAAGUCUUCAAAAGAGUCAACAACAGAGCUUUUUAAACACCCCUAACUAGCUAAUGGGUUAUCCUUAAUAUACUGGCAGUGUGCCCCUUCCUUCCUCUGCAGGAAUGCUAGACUGGCUCUGCAGCUGUGUCUUUUGGUGUUACAGCAUGCAGAAGAAAUAAAGCGCAAGACUCUGGCUUGUAAUAGCUCAUGCUGCUUUUUCCUCUGCAACCUGGGAUCACCUUGUCUCAAAAGAGGUGAGUGUAGUGGGCAGUAUGUUUCUUUAAAGGAUGAUCUGGUGUAGUCAGUAUAGCUGUACUGGAGACAGCUCCUUGUAGGGGUUAGCUGUUGUUUCUGGGAGCUUACUGUUAUAUGCUUAAGGGCUGAGGGUUCAGCUUCUCCUGUGUGAGAGAGAAGAGGAAAUGACCUUCACCCAGCUGAACAUGAAACAACAGGAAACCUUUUCUUCGAAGCUCCUGGCAUUUCCCACCCCACAGGAUCCAGCACUCAGGAACCAUCUUGAUGGACUAUCAGGGUUUUUGUCCGUGUUUAGUGGUUGCAUGUGUAUUAGCAAAGUAUGUUUAUGAUUCAUGGCAAAAUGGGGUAUGUUGUUUUAAGUGAUGGACUAGUCAUUCUGUAAUGGAUUUGAGAAUUCACAAUCAGAUUGUACUUAGUUUUAUCAAGCAGGAAGCUGGCAGGCUGUGUUUUAAUCAACUGAUAGCAUCGCUUGGCAAUUGGCAUCCAGCUAGUGAACUGAGUAUUUCUCAAAGACCAGCUUGCUAAGUUGCAAACAACCAUAUCCACCCACAGAUCUUCUGGGUCUGCCUCCUAUUUAUUCUGUGUAGGUUGCUACUUUCUCAAAUAAAACUUCUAGCUCUAAGUGCAGAAUGAUGCAGCACAUUCAGGCACUCUGCUGCUUUUUCUGCAGCUUUGGUGGGGAAUGGAAAGAGGCAGAAGAUAUUUGCUCAGUCCUCUAGGAAGCUAUGUCAAAAGAACCUCCUGGAUAGAACACAAAGUCCCAGAACCAUGUGAAUCUAAAGAUCUGAUGUUAGCACAAGUUCUCUGAGAAUUCACAUUUCAUAAGCACAAUAAAUCUAUAUUGCUGUGCCACAUGCAGUGGGACAAAGGCACAGCCUUUACUCCCUUUGGGUCAGGCUGUUUCAUGGCCCUUUAUUCCACUUUAUCACCUAAGAAGUAUCCUAUAUUCUGGCCUGUGCCAACAGACAUUGAGAAUGUCUUCCUUUCCUGAUGAAGCACAUCAGCCUCUUUAUUACUUCUGGGAAAGACCAGCUCCUGUUGAACCUCUUAAUAGUACAAACCCUCAGGUGCCACAGCUACCUUAAAUACUUUCCUGCUCAGGACUUGUGUGCUAUCACAAUUAUUGAGCUAUGCAGCCGUAUCUGCCUACGUAGCUGUGCUCAAGCGGAGAGCCAAACCUGGGGAGCCGAUUUGUUGUGCCUAGCUCCCAUACAGUAGUUGCUGUGCUUAGCAACCCACCUCCAACACAAAUAUUUCUGCUACUGUGAAGAGCAGUCGUUGUAAAGCACCAGAAGGGACCGAUUCCCCCAUGAGGAUUUUAUGCAGCUUUGCAGAGCUGUUCGUGCUUUCUGGGAGAAACCCUGCUCCCAGUCAAGAUUCCCAUUCAGGAAGGCCAAGACCUCACCCCCAGCUGAUGAAGCUGCUGAUACAGCUUGCUGCAGUGGGUCAUGAAACCUCCUUUAAGCAACCAUGGUCCUGUCUGAACCACGUUUCAGCUGGUCAGCCAUGGCCACACAUGGAGCAACCAUGUGUGGGGCUGUCAGUAGGAAGCAUUAACGCUAUCUUUCGGAAGGGGCCCCAUGUCUCACCCAACCCACGGAGCACCACUCUGGAUAAAAGCAGAUAUCGCUCCAGCAGACCGGUGUGCCCGUGCCAGUGGGCAGAGCGUGCUUUGCUUUUGGAAGGAAACAGGUCCCGGGGAUUUACUCACUGCUCGUGUAUUCUUCAUGUAUCCUUGUGCCUGGGCCAGGGCACUUGUGCCUGGGGAAGGCAGGGAGGCAGAGAGUUUACCUAUGGUUUUCAAGGGUGGCAUGAGAAUGUGCUCCUAGCAGUCUGAAAACCAUAGUUAGGGGUUUUAAACAGCCUUAGUUGUUUUUGUUUAAAGAGCUGGCUGUUUGGUUAUGGUUUUGCUGAGCUUAAAAAUAGGUUAAUGCUCCAUAUUUUUUCACGUGUACCUUGUGAGAAAAGAGAAGGGGCACCGGUUCCCACCGCUCGGGGAGUUCACAUCGCACCAGCUUUCGGUCUGUGCUGAAUUCAGAUAGGCAGGUUACCAAAGGAGGCAUCGCGAGACCCUCUUCUGCGUGGGGUGAGUCUCCAGCUCUGGAGAGAGAGAGAGAGAGAAGGUCGGGUCUCUGAAUCUGGGGGAGGUAACUGCUGUGUAACCCUGCUCGUUUAAAAUUUGUGAAAUGUUUGGGGCCCUUGGAGAUGAAUGAUGAUUGUAAGGAUGUAAAACAGUAAUGAUCACAAAAAGUAAUAAAAAGGGAAGUGAAGUAUAA